Messenger RNA from Sesamum indicum (sesame), 2854 nucleotides. Lineage: Eukaryota; Viridiplantae; Streptophyta; Magnoliopsida; Lamiales; Pedaliaceae. The record is from RefSeq and is a predicted model, not a curated record.
AGGCAGAUAGAGACGCCCACCCUUUCCCAUUGUCAGAAGCUUUGAAGUCAUUCAUAUCCACCAGAUCAACCCACCCCUCUUCACAUAUCAAAUUAAACAGCUAUCCCAACAUGAGAUGUAUAUAUGUAUAGUUUUCCUUCAUGAUUGCAGCUGCUCCAAGAUUUACAGAUGAGCAAAGGCUAUAUGCACGGUUUCUUGGAAUCUUUAGGCCUUUCUAUACUCGGUCUUAUCCUCUCAUGUAGAAUAUCUUGUGGUGCUCAUUAUCAGUACGAGGCGUGCGUGCCGACGGAUUGUGGCAAUGGCCUAAGCAUAAGCUUCCCCUUCUAUGUUCCAGACAGGCAAGAAUCCUAUUGUGGCUACCCGGGAUUUGUGCUCAAUUGCAGCAAAGAUGGCUUUCCAGUUCUUAACUUGCCUGGAAAUGACUAUAUCGUUGAAAAUAUUUCCUACCGUAAUCGAUCUUUACAUGUGUGGAACGCUGCUGUGUUAAGAUCGGAUGGAAGUAGUUGUCUUCCAAGUAUCAGAAACACAAGUCUUGAUGUAGCUCAGUUCGAUUAUGUAAAUGUGACAGGCCUCCAUUUGUUCUCCAACUGCAAGAAACCGUUGCCGGAGGAGCUGUUAAAGUACAAGAUUGGCUGUAAUAGUUCUGAGGAUGGAAAGAACUGGGAUGUGGCUUUGUAUGACAAAGAUGAAAACUUGAGGAAAGCAUUGGAAACGUGUGAUCAAAAUGUCGUUGCACCGGUGGAAGGGUUCUAUAUGAACGAGGGGAAUGAUGGGAUGGUAAAUCUUAGAGAGGUAUUGAGACGGGGAUUUGCUCUGAACUGGAUAGCCAGUGAUUGCAAUACAUGCGAAGAUAGCGGCGGCCGUUGUGGCUUUAACGCAACUACUUUCCAUUUUAGGUGUUUCUGCCCUGACAGGCCUCAUUCCAGGAGUUGCAAACCUGAAAGAAGUCGAUUGACGCUGAUACUAGUCACAAGUAAGUAUGACAAACAGACAUUCAUAUCCUGCAACUUAAUUGAUAUACAUUUCAUAAUAUGGUUCAUUUUCCGUUGCAAAGUUUCAGAAGCUGUCUAUCCUUUCACAAUUUUCUCACUCAAUCAUACUAUUUCAGACCUUAGUGACUCUGAUUUUUGGUGCUCAGCUUUAUCUGGAGUUGGAUUCUUCCUUGUUGUAUGCGUUUUGGUCACCUAUAUUAUUUGGCAACGGAAGAAAAUAAUCAGCAGGGGCUACCUCCUCUCUAGAAACUUGUCUUCUGAUCCCUCCUCAAAAUCAGACAUUGAAGGUGGGAGUUUAUACUUCGGUAUACCUAUUUUCUCAUGUGCAGAACUUGAAGAGGCUACCAAUAACUUUGAUUCUUCUAAAGAACUUGGAGAUGGAGGCUUUGGAACUGUAUACUACGGCAAACUCCGGGAUGGAAGAGAAGUUGCAAUAAAGCGUCUGUACGAGCAUAACUACAGAAGGGUACAGCAAUUCAUGAAUGAAAUCAAGAUCCUCACUAGUUUGAGGCACCCGAAUCUUGUUUCUCUGUACGGCUGCACGUCUAGAAGAAGCCGGGAACUGUUACUCGUCUAUGAAUACAUUCCCAAUGGCACAGUUGGUGAUCAUUUACAUGGAGAUAGAGCCAAGGAAGCACCCCUCACCUGGCCUGUCCGCAUGAGCAUUGCCAUAGAAACAGCAAGUGCAUUGGCUUACCUCCACAAGUCUGACAUAAUCCAUCGUGAUGUAAAAUCGAACAACAUAUUACUUGACAGUAACUUUUGUGUCAAAGUUGCUGAUUUCGGGCUCUCACGACUCUUCCCCAAUGAUGUCACUCAUAUCUCAACAGCCCCACAAGGGACUCCCGGAUAUGUUGAUCCUGAGUACCAUCAAUGCUACCAACUAACAGAUAAGAGUGAUGUCUAUAGUUUUGGUGUUGUUCUGAUUGAGCUGAUCUCGUCUAUGCCGGCUGUGGAUAUAAGCAGGCAUAGACACGAAAUCAACUUGGCUAACUUAGCUGUGAACCGGAUCCAAAGGUGUGCGUUUGAUGAGCUUAUUGACCCCUCUCUGGGAUACGAGACUGAUGCUGAAGUCAUGAGAAUGACUACCUCAGUGGCCGAGUUGGCUUUCCGUUGCCUGCAACUGGAAAAGGAUAUGAGACCUUCUAUGGAUGAGGUAUUGAGUUUUCUGCAGGAUAUUCAGGCGGGUGAGGAUGGCAAGUUUGAAGAGACUGAAAUGGAUAAUCAUAGUAGUACUGUGACUCGAAAGAUUCCCCCUUCCCCUGAAACGGAGGAUGUUGUAUUGUUGAAGAAUAAGGCUUUCCAGUCCUCACCAAAUACUGUGACUGAUGUAUGGGCUAGUAGUAGUUCUACGGCAACAAGUUCCAUUGGGUGAGAGUUUUAUUUCCAUUUGGUUUGUGAGAGUAAAUAGAUGGUAAGGAUUUCUUUCACCUUUUAUAUUGUUACACUCAUCUUCUUGUCUAUUUCUCUUUCAACUUAAUAACAAUUAAUUAAUAUCAUGUAGAGAGAAGGAAAGAAAUAAAAAGGGAAUGUACAUAGUGAAGGACUUGGCUUCUGCUAUCUUCCCACUUAGUAUUUUCUUCUAUUGUCUCAGUUUUCUUGGCAGGGAACUUAUUUGGACACUAUAAACUCAGAAAAUGGAGGAUUUCUUCCUCAUUCCAAUCCUGCUUGGGGAAAUUUUUGCGGUAUUUCUGUUAAACAGACAGAUAUCAGGCAGAAGCAAAUACCAACUUCAUUGAGGGAAAAAUUAAAAUCAGUUUUCGCUAUUUUGUACAUGCGAUUGUUAGUACAUACAAUGUAGAACAGAGGUCCAGAGUUUAUGUAUCAUCAAUCUUCAUUCAACUAAGAAACAAAGUUGGCAA